Messenger RNA from Meloidogyne enterolobii, 491 nucleotides. The record is from the annotation of a GenBank genome assembly. Lineage: Eukaryota; Metazoa; Nematoda; Chromadorea; Rhabditida; Meloidogynidae.
UUUUUUUAGUCACGUCCGCAAUUUUUGUCCGCAAGUCAAUAUAUCCUGCCCUUUCCCUAACUUAUUUUUUUCUUAUAAUUAUUUAACCGAAAUUUUAAUAUUGAAUUUCAUUUCCCACUUUCUUUUUUGGGUUACCUUAAAAAUACUCGCUCAUAGGGGCCAUUUAACCUUUUGCGGACAAAAUUUGCGGACACUUAUUUUUCACAUUUUUUUAAUUCUAUCCUUUUACAGGCCUAGAUAUUUCCUCAAAUAAAAUGACAAAAGAAGAAAUGGAAGGAAUUCCCCAUCAUCUUUUGGGGUUUUUAGAGCCAACAAAUUCAGGUUACAACGUCCAAAAUUUUCGUGAGGAUGCUUUGGAAAUUUUAAAUAAAUUGUGGGCUGAACAGAAAUUGCCUGUAAUUGUUGGAGGGACUGCUUAUUAUAUUGAAUCUGUUAUUUUUGAUAAUAAUUUGAUUGUUACUGGUGAUAGAGGGAAAGGAGGUUUGUUUUGA